Molecule: messenger RNA, 3486 nt
Organism: Diaporthe amygdali
Lineage: Eukaryota; Fungi; Ascomycota; Sordariomycetes; Diaporthales; Diaporthaceae
Product: regulatory protein abaa
Exons: 3
Coding region: 1-3486 (1161 amino acids)
Biological process (GO): regulation of transcription by RNA polymerase II
Cellular component (GO): transcription regulator complex
Molecular function (GO): DNA-binding transcription factor activity, RNA polymerase II-specific; RNA polymerase II cis-regulatory region sequence-specific DNA binding
Source: RefSeq, a predicted model, not a curated record
AUGCUGGGUUCUCUGGACGCUCACCGCGCCGUGCUGCCCUCCCAGAGACCACCCUCGCCGCCCCCUCACCCUCACGCCCACCAGCCCAUGCCCGACUAUGUCCACCACGACCCCGUCGGGCCGUCCCCUUACGAGGACGCCAGCAACACCACCAGCAGCGGCGGCCAAAACACCAGGGGCGACUAUCUCGCCCGCGUCGGCGGCAGGGAGCCGCUCCAGGAGUCGACGGGCAACGUCCAACACCACAGCCAACACCACUACCCCUACGGGCAGCGCGCCCUGCCUUCCCUCUCGGCGGCGUCGUCCGCCUCGUGCACCCCGAUCCUGAGCCACACGCUGUCCACGAUCCCCACGCCCCCCAUCCUGCCGACCCAGACGCUCGGGUCCACGGGGGUGCUGCCCUCGUCGUCGACGGCGUCACAGCACCAGAGGCAACAUCAGCAUCAGGGCGGCAACGGUGGUGGUGACGGGUCUGCCGCGCUGGCGGCGGCAGCGGCCGGGACGUCCGCGCUCAGGCUCCGGCGGCACCAGCUCAGCCUGCAGCGGCAGAGCAGGCACAGCAAGAACCCCAUCUACCUGUCGCCCGAGUUCUGCCAGUACCGCGUCAAGCAGAAGGACAAGGACGAGCAGAAGUGGCCGGACAUCCUGGAGGAUGCCUUUCUUGAUGCCCUGCUCCUGAUCGUCCACAUGGGCCGGCGCAAGUACCACAUGCACGGCAAGCAGCACGGGCGCAACAUGCUCAUCUGCGAGUACAUCUGGAUCGCAUGGAAGCAGCAGACGCUGCACCCCGGGGCCCCGGCGCCGCCCCAGUACACGAUGCAGGAGGUCAAGCCCUGCCAGUGCAAGCCGCCCAAGAAGCCGCACCGCGACGAUGAGCAGUGCUGGGUCAAGGUCAAGCAUGACUGGUACCGCGAGCGCAAGCAGGUCUCGAGCCACAUUCAGGUCAUCAAGAACUUCUUCCGGUUCCAUCCGGCCUACCACUUCUUCUUCUCCAAAGGCUCCGAAGAGAGCGGCAAGGACAAGAAAAAGUCGAGCCCGGGGCGGUGGUACAAGGAGAAUACAGACCAGAAGUCGUUCAAGGACGACCCGGUGCUCAACGCGCUCAAGGAGGACCGGCUGCCGGAUGUGCGGCCCAACUACGAGUACUUCGGCCAGCUGCUCAACAUGAACCACGCGGUGCAGGUCAGCCCGUCCAUGUGCUGGUUGUACCUGUCCAACGACCUGAUCCGAGACCAGUCGUCGACCGAGACGCGCUUCUACACGGACGAGGACGGCGUCAAGCGCGAGGAGGAGGUCAUCAAGGUCAAGACGUACCACCCGGAGCAGGGGCUGCUCCCGCACUGGGACUUCCCCCACCGGUACGAGUUCACGAGCGGGCGCAAGGAGUGGGGCGCCCGCGACAAGGAGGACCGCAGCAUCCGCCAGACGUUCCUGCACGAGUACAACUGGGACAUGAAGCAGACCGAGUCGAGCUCCGUGCGCGAGGUCUGCGACGAGUGGGAGGUCGACCACCCGGAGCUGCACGCCAGCCUGCAGAGCGUCAUCGAGCACCACGACCUGCAGAACGCCCACCUGCAGGCGGCCAGCCAGUGCGACAUCAUCCACAUGGACCUGACCCUCGACAUCCACGGCAUCACCAAGCUGACAAAGCUGCCCAAGGGCAGCGCCUUCCGGCCCCUCGUCAAGAUCACCGUCGCCCAGCCCGCCCUGCAGAACCACCACUGGUGCGUCCGCACGCGGCUGGAGCGGCCUCCCGAGCUGUGCUCCAACGGCAGGGGCACGACCUUCAAGGACGACCUGGAGAUGGGGUACGUGUUCACGCACGUGCGAGGUUGCCACGAUAGGAAUCCAACCUGUGACUGUCGGGACCGCCGAAGGGGCAAUGUGUGGUCAGUCCCGUUCCCGGAGGUUCAGUGGGCAGAGGCCUUGGACCUGUGCGCGACUUAUCCUCGGUACUUCCUGCCGAAGGAGAAGAAGAGCUCGAGCAGCGGGUCGAAGAAGGAUGAAGACGAUGUAAAGGAGGAGGACGUGGUCACGCAGAUGGAUCUGAUGAAGGCCACCGCCAUGUUCCAAGAGCUAUGGUCCAGCCCGCCCGCGCCACCGGGCUCACCUGACCAGCUGAACUGGACGCGGCGGGCGGUGAUUCUCUGGACCUUCAACACGAUACACUUCUUCGACAAGGAGAAGAAACUGUGCACGACGCCUGCCGGAACGAACUGGCGCUUCUUGACUGCUGUGGAUCCCCUGUCGCCAAUGCAUCAGGAGAGGAUGCUACUCAGCGGCAGCGCCGCCCAGCGAGGUGAUCGGGUUGUCAUGUCGCCGUCGCCCACGUAUCAACAGAUGCUCAACGCACAAAUGGCCGAGAAUUUCAGCUCAGCCUGGAAUGGUGGCAAUGUCCACUUGAACAUCCCGCAGGGCGGGACUCACUCCAAUCCCUCCUCGCUGCCCGUGUCUCCUAUGCCCACAUACGGGCCAUCAAAUCUGAGUCUCCAUGGGAACUUCACCAACGGUCUCGUCACCCCUCCACCAUCCGCAGCACUCACCUCGUCAUACGUGGCGGGCUUUGACGGGUCCUCGAGCAUGGGCGUGCACUCUCAGGAUCUGGCAAGCCAAAACUUGGGCUUCAUGCCAACCACAACAUCGGCAAACCCCGACGCGAGCUUCAUGACAAGCGGGUCGUUCUCGACAGAGUCUUACAUGCCUUACAACACAGGGAACAACAGUUUCUACGAGGAGCCUGAGGAUGACGAGAGCGACACGACUCUUCCAGGGUGCGAAAACACCGACCUGUCCAGCAUGGCCCCACAGCAGUGGUCCAACUUGAACAGCACUGCUCAUGCUGGCAAUAAUGCCUUGGCCCUAGACUGGAAUCACCCCGACCUCACCAGCGGGCUGUCAAUGGCUGUCAACGAAGAGGCAAGCCUGGGAGGCGAGGCGGGGACACACCCACUCGACGACAAUACGCGGCAACUACAGAAUCCAUACGACCCAUGCGCACCAGUGGUGCGUUCUGAGGCGGGGAGUCAGAGCAGAGCGCAAUCCAGCGAUCACUACCUGGCCGGGCUGCAGCGGAUGCAGGGUAAUCUCGACAGCAGGGAUCGGCUCGACCAGCACAGAACCAAUGUUACCGCCAACGACGACGACAUCUGGAACACGGCCGCGUCGACCCCCAACAAUUGCGAUGGCGGGCAGAUGGGCGGGGGCCAAGAUGCCUCGGCGCAGUUCAGCCAGUCGAGCACCGCCUGGGAUGACAGCUUCAGUCAGUUCCACUCGCAGCAGUCACAGCAGGCCCAACAGCAUCGUCAUCAUAAUGAUGGCCUGUCGAGGCCAACCUCGGAGUACUUGGGCGGGUCCAGCGGCCUCAGCCCGCUAGUGAGCCGAAAGCGCGCCAGGGAGGAGUCAGAAGGCGAUGAUGCGUACUCGUUGGGCUCAAUGGCAGGCUACGUACCUUCGGCGCACAAGAAUCUCCGUUACCGUCUUGGUUAA